CUGCCCGUGCGGCAAGUUUUGCCAUAGGAUUACAGUUUAACAGCAGCAAUACAGCAGCAUUAAUUCCCAUGUAGGAGCGAAUGGUUCAUCCGGAACGACAACCACGAGCCACGACGACGACUUCGACUCUGCUACCACCGCCCAAGCCGCACGACGUUACCGGCGACAUUUUCCACAACUGGAACAUCUGGAAAAGAAGAUUAAAUUUGAAGCGCAAGACGACGAAUACUCACCGGGCGUCCGAGCUGUGCGUGGUGGCAAGGGAACAUCUGGUGGCAGCGAGCCGCCUCCACCACCUCCACCACUUCCACCACCUCCAACAUCGCCACCACCAAAAAUGUCCGCUCCUUCCGGCUCUUCAGCUGCACACAGAGGGAGAAUGGGAACUCAACGAACGAUGCCGCAAGACGAGGACGGCUGAUUGAGCGAGAAUGCCGUGUGGCACUAGCCAAUGGUGCAGUGGACUGCAGGGGCUUCCCCCUGCAAGGAUAAUGGCCCACCCGAAUACUAAUAAAUCUUUCAUUCUCUGUCUCUGAGGGGGAAUGCCA
Molecule: messenger RNA, 548 nt
Organism: Dermacentor andersoni
Lineage: Eukaryota; Metazoa; Arthropoda; Arachnida; Ixodida; Ixodidae
Source: RefSeq, a predicted model, not a curated record